Messenger RNA from Hippopotamus amphibius kiboko, 1062 nucleotides. RefSeq names its product olfactory receptor 10AG1-like. Gene Ontology annotation, cellular component: membrane. The coding region runs from base 19 to 1062 and encodes 347 amino acids. The record is from RefSeq and is a predicted model, not a curated record. Gene Ontology annotation, molecular function: G protein-coupled receptor activity; olfactory receptor activity. NCBI's taxonomy places the organism in Eukaryota, Metazoa, Chordata, Mammalia, Artiodactyla, Hippopotamidae. Gene Ontology annotation, biological process: G protein-coupled receptor signaling pathway. The transcript has 2 exons.
AAUUUCCCCUUUCCACAGAUGGAACACGAAGAAAAAGCACCAGAAGAAAAUCUAACUAAUUUGAUGGAGUUUGUUCUCUUGGACUUUGCUGAUGUUCCCCAUCUCCAGAAGUUUCUAUUUGGAUUGUUCAUACUCAUCUAUAUCAUUAUCCUGAUGGGCAAUGGCAUCAUAUUUCUGAUAACAAAACUGGACCCUGUUCUCCAGAUGCCUAUGUACUAUUUCCUUGGCAAUUUUUCCUUUUUGGAAAUCUGCUAUGUAUCAGUUACCCUCCCCAGGAUGCUCAUUAAUCUUUGGACCCAGAGAAGAACAAUUUCUUUAGUUGCCUGUGCUACACAAAUGUGCUGCAUUCUUGUGCUAGGAGCCGCUGAGUGUUUCCUUCUGGCCGUGAUGGCCUAUGACCGUUAUGUGGCCAUUUGUAACCCUCUGCACUAUCCUCUAGUCAUGAACGACAAGGUCUGUGUCCAGCUAGUGGCUGGCUCCUGGAUCAGCGGAAUUCCAAUCCAAAUAGGGCAGACAUGCCAGAUUUUCUUUCUGCCCUUUUGUGGUUCUAACCUCAUCAACCACUUCUUCUGUGACAUCCCCCCAAUACUCAAGCUGGCCUGUGGGGACACUUUUCUGAAUGAAAUGUUGGUCUUUGCAGUUGCUGUGCUGUUUGUCAUGGUUCCAUUUCUGCUGAUUCUUGUCUCCCAUGGAAAAAUCAUCUCCACAAUCCUUAAAUUGCCAUCAGCCACAAGUCAGGCCAAAGCCUUUUCCACCUGUUCAUCUCAUCUUAUAGUUGUGAUGAUGUUCUUUGGAUCAGCCACUAUCACAUAUUUAAGACCCAAGACCCAAGUCUCAGCAGGAACUGACAAAGUGCUUUCUCUUUUCUACACUAUUGUGACUCCCAUGUUUAACCCCAUGAUAUACAGUCUAAGGAACAGGGAUGUCAUAAUGGCACUGAGAAAAUUGCUAUGUAAAUUUACUUCAUUUAAAAAAAUGAGUAACAGAUCACUGCAGAAACAUGACCCGUCACCAGUACUCCACAUUAAAAAAGAAUUUGGUGAAGCUGGCAUCUGCUUUUAA